UUUACAAUUCAGACGGACAGGCCGGCAGUACAGCAACGCGGGUUGUGACGAAUAUGGAGCGUCCAGUAAAUUAGAAUAUGUAGCCACGCUGGCAGCCGGAGAGAACGGCGAACUGGUGCGGGGUUUAAAUGGGAAAUCUGAUGGGGAGCUGGCGGUACAAGGAGCCAAGCACAGUGGAGGAAUGCGACUCGACCUGGGAGACGGACUCGGAGAGCGACGAGCCGCAGCCAGGCGAGGAAGACAGUGGGAUAUCCGAGUCCAUCAGCCCGACAGAUUCGGGGAAAUGUGCCGAGCAGCUGGUCUCUCCUCAGCAGUUCGACGACUCGCAGGAAUCCACAGCUAAAAUGAAACGGAGCUUUUAUGCAGCCAAGGACUUGUACAAGUAUCGCCACAACUACCCGAACUAUAAGGAGCCCCGGCAAUCUGAGUACCGAAAUUUGAGGUUCUACAUGAACAAGAUCCCUCUGGUCCCAGAUGGAAUUUACAUUGAAGAAAUUCUCAACAAAUGGAGAGGAGACUAUGAAAAACUUGAGCAUAACCACACGUACAUACAAUGGUUAUUCCCGCUGCGAGAACAAGGCCUGAAUUUCUAUGCCCAGGAACUCACUCAGGUUGAGAUUAAGGAAUUCCAGAGCACGCGGGAGGCCAAGCGUCGUUUCCUGCUGGCGUACACGGUCAUGCUGGACUUCUUCGGCAUCGCGCUCCUGGACAAGAGCGGGAACGUGACCCGGGCCUCCAACUGGCAGGACCGCUUCCAGCACCUCAACGAGUCUCAGCACAACUACCUGCGCAUCACGCGCAUCCUGAAGAGCCUGGGAGAACUGGGCCUGGAGAGCUUCAAGCCCCCGCUGGUGCGUCUCCUGCUGGAGGAGGCGCUGGUGCAGGGCACGCUCCCCAACAUGCUCCACAGCGCGCUGGAGUACUUUGUGUUCACGCUGCGCGACCGAGCCCAGAGACGCACCCUGCUGCGCUUCGCCCAGCUGCACUACCGCCCCCCCGAGAGCUUCCUCUGGGGGCCCCCCAGGAGGAGAAGGGCGGGGGUCGCCCGGGGAACGGCGUCCGUCAAACCCGCCGCCCAGCAGGAGAAGAGCGGGGCCAAAAGCAGGGCCGCCCCGGAGGACGCUGGGAAGGGCCUCGUCUCUCCGGAGAAGGAGGGAGUCCGGGGAGAAGCGGAGGAGGAGGAGGAGGAGGAGGAGGAGGAGGAGGGCAGCUUGGGGGCUUCCAAAGUGCAGAAAAGGGAGGAACAUUCCGUGGGCACCAGAUCUCCGAGCGCCACCCCCGAGCGCCCACGAGCAGGGAGGGGGGAGGGGAAGGAGCAGGCUGACAUGGAGGAGCUAAUGGACUCCACCCCACUCUAAGACUGGAAUGCUCAGGAUUCUGGGAUUGGGAGUACAAAUCUCCCAUAGCAAUAUCAUCCCAUUGCCCCAACACCCCCUUCUCUGGAAAAAUCUUUGCGUACCCAGUGGUUAGGAGUUAAGAUAUUGGCUAAUCACCUUUUUUGCUGUAGUUCUUACCUGAAUCCACUAACCUGACUCUGCUGAAGGAACGUUAGCACACAAGUAGGAACACAGAAUCACGGUAGAGGUUCCUAAAGUGUACAUGUCCUGUGUUGAGUAUCGCACCAUUGACUACUAUACUGUCUUCCUUUAUAGAGAUGUCUGUCACGGUUUGGCGUUGAUAUAUCUGCAAGCUGCUAAGUGAGGCUAUAACCAUUGUCCGAUGCCUUGUGUUUCAUAGGUUUCGUAUCCUUUCCGUUGACUUUUGCGGCUUCUUGUAGAUCCACGUAGUUGUAAACCUUGAAGUAUAAUCGUCAGGUAUUGGUAGUGCGCCAGUUCAACCGGUAGUUCUGCGCAUUUGUGGGACUAAGUUUUUUUUAAAUAUGAAAGUGCCUCCUUUUUAUAUGUGACACGUCUUUUGAGUACAAAUACUGUUGCCACGCUGCCUGACCCGUUUUAAUGGGUUUGAGCCGGAAUGGUGGAACGUGUUUCUCUUUACUCCUGUUCUUCCAAGAUUAUUCAAUAUGAAAUGGCAACUAAGGCACGCGCUCUCCUCUCUCUGGUGGGCAUGGCAACUGGAAGCACCAGACUGCCUGUAUCCAGCCUAUUUCAGGGUGAUCUGCAUCAGACCUGGGUUCAAAUAGUAUUUGUUUUGGAUUCAAAUACCUUUCUGGAUUUGACUAAGCUGGUGUAUACGAACAAAUGAAAUGAACCCUACCCAUCUGCUCCUCCAUGCAGGCUCAGGCAAGAUCCAGGCAAGAGAAGUAUUUGAAUCCGAAACAAAUACGAUUUGAACCCAGAUCUGAUCUGCAUGUGUAGCAGGCCUGGGCGUUUAAACUGAGUCAAUUCAGGAAUCGAACUGAAAAACAAUUCAUCGUUGAUUUGAACAAAUGAGUGUAAUGUUCUUUGAGGGCUUUUUUCCAACCGGUGAAGUGAAUUCAAGGUUACUUCCUGAACUGACCGAAUUGAGAGGGAACUGAUCCCUGACCCAGCAUGAGGUUAGCGUUAGCAUUAGUGCCGCGGUGCAUCUGAAACACGGGCGGAGCAAGCUUAUCUGCUAAGGGGCAGUUGAAUCUCCAUGGCAACGCUGGCCUCUUUCCAUAGGGCUGUAUAGUGCAGAGGCUGGUGCUUAUAGGGGGGGGGGGGGCAGAUCCCCCCUUGGCAGUGGUUUGAAAAGGUGCUUGGUGGUUUGGGCCACACCCAAGGGCAGGCAUUCAGAGGGGUGUCACUGUGCACCCCCACCGUGCACCUCCACAUGGUACAUCCUAACCAUGUCACUGUGGUUGUCCUGGUAACUAGUCUCCGGAAACGCAAGGUGCGGUUCGAUAAUUGUAUUUUAUAAUUCAGUACUUGUAUUGCAAUGUUACUGUUGAUGUGGCAGUAGUUUCUUUUUAUGGCCGACUGCUGUAUUAAAGUAUGGUAUAUGAAAACUA
This is a messenger RNA of Conger conger (European conger), 2929 nucleotides long. It is a transcript of the gene ogfrl1, whose product is annotated as opioid growth factor receptor-like 1. Gene Ontology annotation, cellular component: membrane. NCBI's taxonomy places the organism in Eukaryota, Metazoa, Chordata, Actinopteri, Anguilliformes, Congridae. The coding region runs from base 129 to 1358 and encodes 409 amino acids. The record is from RefSeq and is a predicted model, not a curated record. Gene Ontology annotation, molecular function: opioid growth factor receptor activity. The transcript has 7 exons.